ACUGUCUAUUUAUAGUAACAAAACACAAACACUAUAAAACACCAGCAGUGCAGUGGCAGUGGAGAGAUCGCUUUCUUGUGUCUAUUCAUCCCAAGAGCAACUCUGUAAUGGCUGAGAUACCUAGACAACGAAGCAACACAAGUAGUGACGAAGUAUAUCUGAUCAGAAACGGCGCUUCAGUUCUACACAGAACCAACAGUGAGGACUUUGGUCACAAUGUGGACUCAAGUACAGAGAGACGGGAGCGGCCUCAGAAACCGCCACCUCUAGCCCCCAAGCCACAGCUAUCUCGUCCCAGCAGUACCAACUCUCUCUCUAGUGCGGGAAAAAACAAGAGCCGGAGUAAGAAGGCUAAAGACGAGGAGAUAGAGGAGUCACUGAGACGCAUGAGAGGUCAGGGGAAGUACAUCAAACUGAACGUGGGGGGAUCACUACAUUACACGACACUCGCCACACUCACCAAACAUGAUAAUAUGCUCCGAGCUAUGUUUAGUGAGCGGAUACCUCUCGAGAAGGACGACGAAGGAUGGGUCCUAUUGGAUCGCAGUGGUAAACAUUUUGGGCUGAUUCUAAACUACCUACGGGAUGGUUCUGUAUCCUUGCCAGAGACAAAGAACGAAUGCAUUGAACUUCUGGCUGAAGCAAAGUACUACUGUAUAGAUGAGCUGGUCGAGGUGGUGGACGCACAGCUGGACAAGCUGAAGGAUGAGCAUCAACCCAUCUGUCGGGUCCCAGUCAUCACCUCGCUAGAAGAGGAGCACUUGAUUGUCUCCACUACCCUCAAACCAGUUAUCAAGCUGCUCUACAACCGAGGGAACAACAAAUACUCGUACACAACUAACUCUGAUGACAAUCUGCUCAAGAAUAUCGAGCUCUUUGACAAGCUGGCUGUUCGGUUUGGAGGUAGAGUCAAGUUCAUGAAGGACAUUGUGGGUCGUGGUGAGAUCUGCUGUUGGGCUUUCUAUGGCCGUGGAAAGAAGAUUGCUGAGGUUUGCUGUGAGAGCAUUGUCUAUGCCACCGAUCGUAAGCACACCAAGAUAGAGUUCCCUGAGGCUAAGAUCCUGGACGAGACAUUGAACAUUAUGCUGUACGAGGAUCGUAACGAGGACAGCCCCCCUGGUAUUAGGGGUGGGGAGAGGGAGCGGCUUCCUGGCACUCCCGAGGGAAGGCUAUCAGAAGAGGAGUACUAAAACACUUUAGAUCUUUGUUGUGUGUGCAUGUUUGUGCUCCAUUCAUUUAUAAUUUUAUUGCUUA
Molecule: messenger RNA, 1254 nt
Organism: Halichondria panicea
Lineage: Eukaryota; Metazoa; Porifera; Demospongiae; Suberitida; Halichondriidae
Product: BTB/POZ domain-containing adapter for CUL3-mediated RhoA degradation protein 3-like
Exons: 4
Coding region: 108-1190 (360 amino acids)
Biological process (GO): protein homooligomerization
Molecular function (GO): protein binding
Source: RefSeq, a predicted model, not a curated record